CCGCGGCCCGGCCUCGCCUCGCGCCUCGCCUGCGGUCGGGCCGGACUGGGCGGUGUCAGCGGAGGCCCUCGGCAGGCGCGUCCGCCGCGCGACACCCGGGCAGCCGCGGCGCCGACGGGAGCGGCAGCGGGGGCCCCGCCAUGGAGACCCGCUACAACCUGAAGAGCCCGGCUGUUAAACGACUGAUGAAAGAAGCGGCCGAAUUGAAAGACCCCACUGAUCAUUACCACGCUCAGCCUCUGGAGGAUAACCUUUUUGAAUGGCACUUCACAGUUAGAGGGCCCCCAGAUUCUGAUUUUGAUGGAGGAGUUUAUCAUGGACGCAUAGUUCUGCCACCAGAGUACCCCAUGAAACCACCGAGCAUUAUUCUGCUAACGGCUAAUGGGCGAUUUGAAGUAGGCAAGAAGAUCUGCCUAAGCAUCUCAGGGCAUCAUCCUGAAACCUGGCAGCCUUCAUGGAGCAUAAGGACAGCAUUGCUGGCCAUCAUUGGUUUUAUGCCAACUAAAGGAGAGGGAGCCAUAGGUUCUCUAGAUUACACACCCGAGGAGAGAAGAGCACUUGCCAAAAAAUCACAAGAUUUCUGUUGUGAAGGCUGUGGCUCUGCCAUGAAGGAUGUCCUAUUGCCUUUAAAAUCUGGAAGUGAUUCCAGCCAGGCUGACCAAGAAGCCAAAGAACUGGCGAGACAAAUUAGUUUUAAGGCCGAAGUCAAUUCAUCUGGAAAGACUAUCGCUGAAUCAGACUUAAACCACUCUUUUUCACUAAAUGGUUCACAAGACGAUUUACCUACAACAUUCCAGGGUGCUACAGCCGGCACAUCGUAUGGAACCCAGAAUCCAUCUGGAGCACCCUUGCCACAACCUACCCAACCAGCUCCUAAGAAUACCUCCAUGAGCCCUCGACAGCGCCGGGCCCAGCAGCAGAGUCAGAGAAGGUCUACUUCCCCCGACGUGACCCAAGGCCAGCCGCCAAGAGCCAACCAUACUGAGCACGGCGGGUCUGCCAUGCUCAUUGUCAUCCUGACUUUGGCACUGGCAGCUCUUAUAUUCCGACGGAUAUAUCUGGCCAAUGAGUACAUAUUUGACUUUGAGUUAUAAUGCUGGUUUGUGACUUAAGAGCUGAGACUCAGUUGCUUCAUUAAACAUUCUGCAUUGGGUAUAACCUAAGGAUUGUUUACAAAAUAUUAUUUUGUAUUUACCCUUCAUUACUUUUUUAUUGUUAUAAAUUCUUUGUGCUAUAGGUAGACAUUCAGGCCGUGUCCCAACAAUUUGUCCUGCUUAGAUUAAGGGACUGGAAGCCAUAGUUCCUUGUCUAUUUAAUCUACGUCACAAACAAAUAACUUAUUGUGAUUGCUCAUACCCAAGCUGCUUUCCCAUGGAUUUGCAAUGCUUUUCUAUGUAGUCCUUUGGAGUUUUCAGAUAAAAGGUGGUGUUUUCACAUCCACCAGUAUUACUGGUUACUCAGUAUCACUUACUGAGUACCCUCUCUAGUUGUGUAGAAGAGAGGAUGAAGAACGGCAGGGGGAGGGCACAUUGCUCACUAGCUUCUUGAAAAGCAUCAUAGUAGGACAGACUGGGGUUGCCCAUUCUGUGAUCUUUGUAUUUGAAACUUUGGUCAGUGAGAAUAAUUUUAUUUCAGACAUUGAUGAAGAUCUUCGUUGUAUUUUUGUUUUUGGAUAUUACUUGAAGAGGAAAGGCUUUGUAGUCACUUUGUAUGCUGUCAACCCCUCCAGUAUGCACACAGAGGAGAACAGGCCGUUAUAAAGCGUCCAUGCCAAGAAAUAGUUCGAUCUUCUUUCAUGUUAGGUGAGGAGAUCAUAAAGUUUGACUCUGCUCUGCUUUCAUUUGUACCUGAUGUGAGUUAUAUGCCCAGCUCUGUAGUCACUGUAGCUUUAAAUUAUUCCAGGAAUAUACAUAAUAUUCAAAUAUUAAUAGAAGAACUCAGGGCCCAAGUAACAGUAGUAGAGGGAUUAAAAACAAUCCAACUUUUAUUUAGAAUUGUUCACUAAUCAAAGCCCAAGAAAGAUUUCAAUGGAAAAGUUGAUCUAUCACUUAGUGCCAGUCAGUUCCCCAGAUGCUGACAUCGAAUUUGUAAUCAGUGCCUAGUGAGACCACUUAAGGCAGGAUUGCCUUGGGCAUGUUCCUUCAGCAACCUUGAGGGAGCUCUUAAGGGGCCUGUAUUGCUGAUUUAACUGGAAAAUAUAGGUAGUCCCGAGCUUUUAAAUAUAUCAUGCCCAUUUUUAAGCUUUCUUUUGUUUUUUGUUUUUUAAAGACAAUAUAAAUAGUUAUCUGGGUUCUAGGUCAGUCUACAAAAGUUAGUAGCGCAUACAUAUUUUAAGUAUGUGUCAGGGCCGGGCAGUGGUGGAGCGCGCCUUUAAUCCCAGUACUCGGGAGGCAGAGGCAGGUAGAUCUCUGUGUUUUCGAGACCAGCCUGGUCUACAAGAGCUAGUGCUAGGACUGGCUCCAAAGCUACACAGAGAAACCCUGUCUCGAAAAACAAAAAAAAAAAAAAAAAAAAGUAUGUGUCAGGGUAUAGUUGUAAAGUCUUUAUGUGGUUUUAACUAAAUACAGUUAUGAGCAAGAUAGAAACAGCACACAAAAUCAUUUUAGAGGUGAGUUUAAUUUUUACUUCUAUUAUGUGAUUUUUGGGUCUGUUAACAUAAUUUCCAUUUUUAUUUGGUAGCCAGUUUUCGUUGUGUCAACACCUAAAAUUUAAAAAGGUUCUUAUGCUGUAAUAAGUUAAAUUAUUAAAGUUUAAUAGAUUAGCAUUUUAUAGUUAUUCAGAUUGUUUAUGAAACUGGUAAAGUCUAAAAAGCCAAGAAUAUUGUGAUGACCUCCUGACAGGAAGACUAUAGGUUACCAUUUUUUAAAAUUUUCUUGCUGUGAAAAGUAUAUUUUGAGGUCUUAGUUUAUAAUACCAAAUAUGAAAAACAUUGAUUGGGUCAGUGGUCUCCUAGGAAGAAGCCAGUAGCCCAGUGGAAGCCUGGGUGGCCUUCCCGUUUAGGAGAGAAACCCCACACUGUCACCCUGUGCUGAGAUGGCUCAUCGCUAGAGCAGUCUUCCUCCCAGCCAGACUGGCAGCUCUGGCAGCUCUGUGAUCCUGCUGCAUCUUCCGUGGGAACCUCUGCUAAGCACUGAGGUUGCUUUGUGAUCUCAUCCAUUCUCCCCUCACUGUUGCUAACUGGCUACCUCCGAAUGUGUGUUGGUAUUUUUUAGCACCUGAUACACACAUCAAAGUGGUACAGUUUACUUCCCAACCAUAAUGCUAUCUAAAAAUUGUCUUCCCACCCCCACCUUGGAAUCACUGAAGCGCCUCCAUUGUUAAAGCCUCAGUUUAGCCCUUAGUCCCAGCAUAUGGCCCAAACCAUGUAGACGCUGCUAGGUACAGUCUUAGGAUUCCUGUUUCUCUAGUUCUCAGAUUUCAAAACUCACAGCUUCACUGACCAGCAUAGCAUAUGACUGCACAUCACGGUAGUUAAAAUAGCAUGCUUGAAAAUUGCCUGUUCCGCUUGUAGAGGUGUGAGCCCUGAGCCUUCCAGACCUUCUGUAUGUUUGGAGUUUAUGUAGCACUUUACUCUUCCAUGCUGCUGAUUGUUUUAUUCUACUGAAAUAAAUGAUUUCAUCAAGCUUCUCAA
This is a messenger RNA of Alexandromys fortis (reed vole), 3631 nucleotides long. It is a transcript of the gene Ube2j1, whose product is annotated as ubiquitin conjugating enzyme E2 J1. Bases 141 to 1094 code for a protein of 317 amino acids. The record is from RefSeq and is a predicted model, not a curated record. NCBI's taxonomy places the organism in Eukaryota, Metazoa, Chordata, Mammalia, Rodentia, Cricetidae. The transcript has 8 exons.